Molecule: messenger RNA, 5220 nt
Organism: Phascolarctos cinereus (koala)
Lineage: Eukaryota; Metazoa; Chordata; Mammalia; Diprotodontia; Phascolarctidae
Gene: ZDHHC23
Product: zDHHC palmitoyltransferase 23
Biological process (GO): peptidyl-L-cysteine S-palmitoylation; protein targeting to membrane
Cellular component (GO): endoplasmic reticulum; Golgi apparatus
Molecular function (GO): protein-cysteine S-palmitoyltransferase activity
Source: RefSeq, a predicted model, not a curated record
GGCCGGGCUGGAGGAGGAGGAGGAGGCGGCGGCGGCAAAGUCCCGGGCAAACGUCGGAAGCCGCCGCCGCCGCCCGAGGGCUGUGCUCGAGCUUGAGUGUGAACCUGGGCCGGGCGGGAGCCGCCUGUGGCUGCCAGGUGAGCGGCGGCGGCGGCGGCGGCGGGGCACCGGCUCCGGGGCUGCAGCCUCCGCGGGUCCGCACCGGGGGGAGCCUGGAGGAGCUUGGAGGAGCCCGCGCCGCCGCCUCCUCGUCCUGUGUUCUCUCCGGGAAGAGGGUUCUUCCCCUCAUGCUGACAGGGGCUGGUCAUGGCACCGAAGGUGAAUAGGAAAACUGUAAAGAAAAAGAAAACGGAAGAGCCUGAGUUGGAACCCCUUUGCUGCUGUGAAUACAUAGAUCAAAAUGGGGAAAAGAACCAUCUGGUUGCUAGUUUUUGUGAUUGUCAAGAUCUUGAUGAAGGUUGUGAAAGGUGGAUUACAUGUAAAUCCUUGCACCCAGAGACUUUUGAGAGAAUCAUGGACACAAUCUCGGAUCGUUUCCGAAUUCCCUGGCUUAGGGGAGCCAAAAAGGUCAACAUUACCAUUAUCCCACCACUUAUCCUCCUGCCACUUUUUCUCCAUGUAGCUUCUUGGCAUCUUCUGUUGGGCAUUAUCAUCUUGACCUCCCUUCCUGCCCUGGCAUUGGGGUAUUACUACCUCACCCACAAGAGGAAAGACCGGACCCUGUUUUUUCUGAGCUUGGGGCUGUUCUCUUUGGGCUACAUGUACUAUGUGUUCCUUAAAGAAGUGGCCCCCAAAGGCCGGGUGGGACACGGGCAGCUGGUUAUUCUCACUUGUGGAUUAUUUCUGAUACUCAUAGCCCUAGGUCAAGCCAAGAAGAAUCCUGGCUACCUCAAAAAUCCACUACAAAAUGGCAGCCUUCCAAACAACAGCCCAGUUGAGUUAUUAAACAGGAAAGGGCAGGAGAAAGUAAAAGGAUUUUCUGGAGAUUCGCUGGGCAGUGUCAACAACAGAAUGGUAAAGGAUGACCCUAAGAGCUAUUCUAGGACAUUAGUUGAGAGCCCCAACAAGGUGAAGGAAGACUGGUGUGCCAAGUGCCAAUUGGUGAGACCAGCCCGGGCGUGGCAUUGCCGGAUAUGUGGAGUGUGUGUGAGAAGAAUGGAUCAUCAUUGCAUCUGGAUCAAUAGCUGUGUUGGAGAAUCCAAUCAUCAAGCAUUCAUCCUUGCACUGUCAAUCUUCUUAGUCACCUCUGUGUAUGGGAUCACACUGGCCUUGGACACCAUCUGUAGAGACAGGAGCAUCUUCAUAGCUCUUUUCUACUGCCCAGGAGUUUAUGCAAACUACAGCUCUGCUCUCUCCUUUACCUGUGUAUGGUACUCUGUGAUCAUAACAGCAGGCAUGGCCUAUAUUUUCCUGAUCCAACUGAUAAACAUCAGUUACAAUGUGACUGAGAGGGAGGUUCAGCAGGCCCUUCGAGAGAAGACUGGGCGCCGGCUCCUAUGUGGGCUGAUCGUGGACACGGGCCAGUAUAACCGGGGCUUCCUACGGAACUGGCAUCAGUUUGCAAGCCUGGGCGCACGCACACUCCACCCCCCUGCAGAGGACAUUGUCUGAAAUGCCUUCUGUGCUGAUCUCGGCAGGGGACUGUGCCUCGGGGAUCGCACUUCCAUUUAACCCUUUGGUGUCCUUUGCAGGCUUCUCAUUCUAACACCAAUUUCUUAAAAGGCACUACAAGGCCGAGCUCAGGUUUUUGAGACUGUAACAGAAAGAAGCUAACUAUCUUCCCGACCUCACAGUUUAGAGAUUUUUGUAUUCAAAUAGUGAAAGUAGAGCCAUUCAUUUCUGAACACCUCCCUAAUGAAUUCAUCACCGGGAGCUGAAAAGGAUAGAGAUUGAGAAGUGCAGACUGACAAGAGAAGUAAUUUUUCACUCGGUAAAAUGAAAACUGCUUCACAAUCCGGGAGUGAUGGAUUUGAAAAAUCUAAGGGGUGGGUGGGUGGAGGAUGCUUUUAUAUAAUGAAUAUGCAAGUAUUUAUUUGCAUAGGCACAAUGAAGUUAAGAAGUGACCACUGGUUUUCACAUUUCUGGGUGGAAAGUGAUUUGCAAAUGUAUCUCCUGGUAUUCCAGAUAGCACAGUUUUCUAAGGAUAAUUAUAUGGUAAUUGUCACUUUAUAAAGUACAAGGUAUUAAGAAGCAGAGUAGAAACUUAGAUGAACCAGUAGCCUAAUCUAAUGCUACACAUCUAAUCGUGAAGGAAGGACAAUCAAAUAUAAUUAUAAAGACAAUUGUUACAGUCAAUAUUGUGUAUAGCAGUAAUUUUUAAGUCUAGAUGCAGAACCUUGUGUGAGUGUGUAUAUGUGUGUGUGUGUGUGUGUGUGUGUGUGUGUCUGUGAGGGUAUGUAUAUUUUUCUACCUAAGGAUGUAUCUAUUCAAUAUAAGUAAUACCAGUAGGAAUUCACGUUUUCCAUGGUUCACCUGGUAAGGUGUUGGUAUAAGAUUGUGAUGAUUUCCACAAAAGGAGAAUCACUUCUGCCUUUGUGGGAGUGACUAAUACCAAGGGCUUAAUUUUUUUUUUCCAUCUAAGUAUUUUAAAAAGUUAACAGUUUCUAGCAGUACGUUGUUGCAGAACCCAUGUUUUAAUAUUCCACCUUUUAUUCCUGCAUGAACUCUCCUUUUGGGAAGUUAGUUGGUAUCUCUUCCCAUUCCACUUAUAUGUUGUUUUCCAUUUACCCUUUUUACAUCUUCUCAGUUUCUAGAGAAGAGAAAAAAAACCAGGGUAUAUACUGUUUCCUCUAAUUAAUGAAUUACUCCUCUUUCCUAGUUGUUUUCCAAAAUGCCACUAAAUUGUGUAUUCUUACUUGCAGUUCAGAAAAUUAAGAUAGUUCAAAGAAAUAGCAUUUCUGCACAAAGGAUUAUUCAGUCUUAGACAUAUGAUGUAGAAAUAAGACGAUUCAGUUUGGGGGAGGGAGUAACACCCUUGAUGUCAUGGAUACAACCUUUUGUAAGCCCAAAGAUAACCAGUAACUCCUUAAAGAUGACUUUGUUUACAGCCAGUAAAGGGAAAAUACUGCCACCUUUUUUAGUCUUUCUAUGAAUGUUACUUUAGAGAGUUUUUAUUAUAUCUCCAUAAACUGUACAUAAUUCAGAAAUGUCAGUACUUCCUAUAACUUUCAUUUGCAACUAUUUCUAUCCCUGGUCUCUUGGUGUUAGCUGACAGUUUUUAGCUCAUUAGAACAACCAGAUUUCACACAGGCCUGUAACUUGACUCCCAGUGAGAAAUUGCUUCCUGUGGCAACUGACUGUGGUUGUUUAUUUAACAGUGGUAAAACAGGAGUCCCAUUGGGAUAAGUACAGGAAGGCAGCAUUGGGGAACACAGCUAGAGCCGUACUUCUCAAAUACAUAGUCGCUCCCUUGGUCAAGUGUUCCAAGAAGGGAAAAGAUAUUUUAUAAUCUUAGAAACUUGUAAGAUUUAAGGCCAGUUAUUCUUGUCUCUAUAAUUUUUUUGAUAAAGAAAAAGGGAUUUUGUUAUUUACCCCUUCCCCUGAGUGCCAGAUGUAUGGUGAUGUACUUUAUUUUAGGCCAUGAAUUUUAUUUUCUUACUAGUUAUCUCACUGGAACUGUUGACUACAAGUGGAAUAAUGGGCAAGUUUUCCCUAAUCCUUAUUACCUUCACCAUACACUUGUGAAGGUGAAAAUAAACUGCAAAAUGACCAAAGACAGGUAUGAUUCAAGAGGUAUGCAUCAAUCCAUAGGACUGGAUAACCAGCACCCAAAUGUUUAAAAAUAUGUUUGUAACUCCUUGGCUAUAAAGGAGCCAACCUUACAGGCUCCACUUGGGAAGGAGCCGAUUCCUUGGUGUCACUCUGUCUUUCUUAUUGUCAUUCAGUAAGUAGAUGUGUGACGUUUCCCUUCCCAUAAAAGCAUCAUUUAUUGGUGUUGGAGCCUUUGGGAAUUUUGGAUCAGCAAUUUCCAAAAGAAGUGAAAAAUGUAAAAAUCUAUUCAAGGUUGAGUUAGAAUGGGUGAAAUACUAACAUGUUGACAGUCUAUAUAUUUCAGUUUUAAUCAGCCAUUCAGGAGGGUGUCCAUUAAUUUGUAGACAGGGGCCUUGGCAUAUCCAGGGGUUCCUUUUUGGUCUAGAGCUGUAUAUAGGGAAUUUUCUGUUCUAGGUUUAGAUGAGAAGUUCUUCUAUAAUAGUUUCCUAAGUGUAUUCUUUUCAGCAACCCUGUGAACCAAGUAGCUCCUAUCAGUAGUUGUAAUCCCAUUUUAUAGAUGGGGAUACUGGGACUCUUUGAGGUUGUGACUUGCCUACAGCCACUCAGCUGAAGCUGGAACAAGUCUGUGAUGGAGCCAGGAUUUGAAACCACGUCUUUCAACAUCCAGUGCCCUUUCCACUGUACAACACUGCCUCUCACCACCAUAAUGACCUACGGUGAAUUGCAGAAAUUGAGAAGACCACAUGACGUAAAAAUGAACUUUGGUGCCUCUUCAUAGUCUUAUCAGGAUCCCAUAGAGUGGGUCCUAGGGGGAAGUCCACUUACUCCAGGGCACUCUAGACUGAGCCAUUCAGGUGUUGGGUCUCCCUUCUCGUUCAAGACUAGAAGAGGUCACGUCUUGCUUUGGGCCAGAACUACAACCAGUGGAAAUUCCCAUGAUCCAGUGAUUAUAAGCAAUAGGUAUGAAGCAUAAUAAAUUAUUUCCUUUCCUUUAACUCUUAAGGAAAAAUCAUGCCAUCUAGUUGUGCUCCUGCAAAUCUCAUUUAGUCAUGCUGCAGUCCCAGGGAAAGAAGGGAAAAACAGAAUCAACUGGAAAGAUUCUAAGAAAGGAUUUAGUAAAGGACUGUGAGAAGAGUAAUGCCCAAUUAGAUACAGAAAAAGUGAUGCAGAGGAAGCACUUUGUUAAGGGCCUGCUCUGAUGUGCAUGAUUACCAACAUAAUGUCUUUCAGUUUUCUGAGGAUCCUUGAUGAGAAAUAUGACUAUGGGUGUGUUUAUUAGGGUUAUUUUGCCUUUAAUUAUGCUGGUUGUGUUUCCUUAAUUGUGUAUUUGUAUUUUUUUUUGUACAAAAUCAAAUGUUUUAUAAAUCUGGAUCCCACCUGCCAAUAAUUUGGUGAACUUCACGAACACAAUUUGAUUUCUCCUGCCAUACUAUGUAACAGUGGUGCUUUCUCGUUCUGAUCUGUUUAUGGUCUCUUGGACCAACUGCAAAAAAAAAAAAUUUUUUUUUU